Messenger RNA from Candida dubliniensis CD36, 4155 nucleotides. Its product is annotated as lysophospholipase. Gene Ontology annotation, molecular function: phosphatidylcholine lysophospholipase A1 activity. The coding region runs from base 1 to 4155 and encodes 1384 amino acids. Gene Ontology annotation, biological process: lipid metabolic process. The transcript has a single exon. NCBI's taxonomy places the organism in Eukaryota, Fungi, Ascomycota, Pichiomycetes, Serinales, Debaryomycetaceae. The record is from RefSeq and is a predicted model, not a curated record. Gene Ontology annotation, cellular component: endoplasmic reticulum.
AUGGGCCCGGAGUUUGAGGAUCUGAUACCGUUGGAGCAUCCAGACAAUAGAACUACCAGUAUAUACCUGGUAUAUACAAUGAUAGGUGACAUUUUGCUGUUUGUUCAAUGGCUAUUAUUCAAAGUGUUGAAUCUCAUAAUUAUUGAUUCUCCAGCAUUCGUUCUACGACUUCUUUCAAAAAAUUUUGAAAUAAACUUGCAUUUAUCUUCUAUUUUGGUGACACUAGUUGGUGUUAGUGUUGUGGCUUAUUUGGUUAUCAGGUAUAAAUUUCUUACAGGAUAUUCCCAAAGCAACGAUCAAAAAGAAGGGGCGAGUAAGAAGAGCAGUCAUCCCGCUUCCUCGAAAGUAUUUGUUGGAAAAUCAAAGCAAGAUAAAAAACCAGGCAAUUAUUUAGAUGAGUUUUUACUAGCAAUUAAAGUUUUUGGGUACUUGGACAAAGCUGUGUUCCAUGAAUUGACAAAAAGUAUGACUACACAGAAAUUGUCGCAAGAGGAGAUAUUGUGUUUGGAUGAAUCAUUGGGGUUUCUGAUAGUCGUCGAAGGGGUUGCCCAAGUAUAUACAAAAAAGUCUAAGGAGAAACUGCUGAAAUAUAAGCAUCACCAUUUUGAGGAGAUUGAAGAGGAGCGGGAUGAGUUUUUGAUUCUUGGUGACAAGCAGUACCAACUUUUGAAUGAAGUCAAAAGUGGUGCUCCAUUGAGUUCGUUGUUCUCCACCUUAGACUUGUUUAGGCCAAGGAAUACUAAUGAGGAAAUGGCUUUGACUCCGAGCGAUGAAGAUGGGAACAGUGUUGUUGCAUUGAAUAUGGAUUAUUUGGGUAAAUCAGUACCUGAUUCAAAAUUGAACAGCAGCGACGAAGACGAAAAUAGUGAGGAUUAUCCUGAAAUAAUUGUCAGACCAAAAAAGUCACAUAAUAACGGUACCAUGACUAUAGCAAUUAUCCCCCACACUGCAUUCGAACGCGUCCAACUGAAGUAUCCAAAGGCCACAUCUCACAUUGUCACAAUGGUUUUAACUAGGUUGUACAAAGUGACAAUGAGCACUGUGCAAAAUUACCUUGGUUUAACCAGUGAGAUUUUGAAACUGGAGAUAAAGUUGAACGAAGAAAACGCUAUGAGCUUGCCCAGAUACUUUGUUGACGGUUUAUUGCAAAGGUUGAACAAGACGAAAGAAUCCGAGGCUGAGACCGAGAACUUACCAAAGAAGCUUAAGCAUCAUCAUAGAAACCCGUUACAAAGAACUACUUCGAGGUAUGUGUCUUUGGAUUCUAAAGUGAAAAGUAAUCAUCCGGGUGAUUUGCUUUCGUCGGUGCCUAUUUCUCGAAGUGAGUUCCAAAAAAAGAAUGUCCCAAAAUCUUCAGCUACUUCAUUGCUGGAUGGAGAUAACAAAAGAAUGAACUUCACUGAUGAAAUGGAAGAAACUGAGGAGAACUCUUUACGAGUUGCGAUAAUCGAGAAUAUUUUCAAAAUGGUUGGUAUCGAAGAGACAAAUGGUAUAGAUGAAAGAAGUGGAUAUUUCCAAAGCUUGAGCUCUUCAACAAGCAGCUCUAUUGUGGGCUUGGAUAGUUUGAAUCAGUCGAUUAUGUCCGGUACUACCACUCCAACCACUAAAAGAUCACAUCCGGUAUUCAACAAUCGUGGAAGCUUAAUGAACACGAUUAAUCUAGCAGAAUUGAGAAAACCAUCGACUUCUGAAAACUCGACAUUGCCUAAAUUUUCUGCCAAGAAGCGUUUGUUAUCAGACAUGAAUAUCAAAGAUGCAUUUGCUAAAUCUCUAGAGAUCAAGUACAUUGGUCCCGAUUGUACGAUCGUGAGUCAGAAUUCAGCUGUUACUGGGUUGUACUACGUUAUAGAUGGGUCUUUGGAAAUUUACAAUCGUUCUGCAGAUGUUUCUGCCCCUAAUAGAUACAUCUAUACAGUCGAGUCUGGUGGGAUUGCUGGAUAUUUGACUUCGGUUGUUGGGUUCAGAUCGAUGGUGACGAUAAAGACCCCCAAAAAAACAGGGGCAGUUGUUGCGUACAUAGCUAAGAAUGACUACAAUAAGUUGUUAGACAAGUAUUACUUUUUGCAGUUACCCGUUGCACUUAAAUUAAAAAAUUUGCUAUCCAAGCAGAUACUCACGAUUGAUUAUGCGCUAGAAUGGUGUCACAUACCUGCAGGUGAAGUUUUGUGCUCACAGGGAGACUUGGCCAAUGGGUUCCAUGUUGUCUUGAGUGGGAGGUUUAGGGUUGUUAGGUCAACAAACAAAAAUACCGAAAAGGAGGACGUUGAGGUUUUGGGCGAAUAUGGGCAUGGUGAAUCUAUUGGUGAAGUCGAAGUGUUGACGGCUUCGAGAAGAUCAAACACAUUGAUUGCAGUUCGAGAUUCAGAAACAGCACGUAUCCCAAGAUCAUUAUUUGAAAUGUUGUCUAAUGAGAAUCCAUCAAUAAUGGUUAGUGUUUCUCGUUUAGUUGCAUCCAAAGUACUUGCUCUGCAGUAUCAACCAAGAGAGCGGAAUUUUAUCACUUCAACUACUUCGCAAGAGUCGUUCACAUCCGCAAAUUAUAAAACAAUAACAAUUUUGCCCACCGUGUCUGGUUUACCGGUGCGACAAUUUGCAGAAAAGUUGGUUCAGGCUUUAAGACAGAUUGGCCGAAACGUGAUUGCAUUAGACCAGGCUCUGAUCUUGACUCAUUUGGGGAGACAUGCGUUUGAUGAAAGUUUGGCAAGGUUGAAACUACUGGGGUAUUUUGCGUAUUUGGAAGAAGAAUACGAGACCAUUGUAUACAUUUGCGACACCCCAGUUCAGUCUAAUUGGACGUCAACCUGUAUCUCUCAAGGUGACUGUAUUUUGUUAUUAGCAGAUGCCGAGGAUGAUAGCACGACUAUUGGUGAGUAUGAGCAACUCUUGGUUAAAUUGAAAACUACAGCUAGAACAGAUUUGUGUUUGCUUCAUAGGGACAAAGUUGUUAGACCAGGGUCUACUAGUCCGUGGUUGAAAAAUAGAAUUUGGGUUCAAGGACAUCACCAUAUUCAAAUGAAGUUUGAGCAAGAGGAAAAUGUUUUACCACACAAAAAAUCGUUUAUAAGCGAUUUGGCGGCUAGAAUUUCUCAGAAUAAGGCAAUAAAGUCAACUUUUGAGGCAACAAAGCAGCACAUCAAAUGGUAUAUCAAAGAAAACGACCAGAGCAAGGUGUUGAAAAUUUACAAGGAUGACUUUAUGCGAUUAGCGCGGAUUCUUUCCAAUGAAGCAGUAGGUCUUGUUUUGGGAGGUGGUGGUUCAAGAGGUAUAUCUCACGUUGGUGUUGUCACUAGUUUAGAGCGACAUGGAAUUCCGGUUGACAUUAUUGGGGGUACAUCCAUUGGGUCUUUUGUUGGUGGGUUGUAUGCCAAGGAGUACAACAUUGUCUCCAUUUAUGCCAUGGCGAAAAAGUUUUCGAAAAGAAUAUCUUCGAUUUGGCGAAUGUUGUUUGAUUUAACCUACCCAGUCACUUCCUACAUCACAGGUUAUGAAUUCAAUCGUGGUAUUUGGAAGGUUUUCGGUUUUGCCGAAAUUGAGGAUUUUUGGAUUAAAUAUUUUUGUAACUCGGCAAAUAUCACUAACUCAACUAUGGACAUCCACGAAACGGGACACGCGUGGAGAUUUAUCCGUGCAUCAAUGUCGCUUGCAGGUCUUUUACCCCCUAUCGCCUUCAACGGAUGCAUGUUACUUGAUGGUGGCUAUUUGGAUAACUUGCCUGUGAAUGAGAUGAAGAAAAGAGGUGUCAAGCACAUUAUUGCUGUUGAUGUUGGUUCUGUUGAUGACCGUACCCCAAUGAACUAUGGUGACACUCUCCUGGGGUUCUGGGUUUUGCUUAAUCGUUGGAACCCUUUUUCCAGCCACCCCAACAUUCCAACAAUGAUGGAUAUUCAAAUGAGAUUGACCUAUGUUUCUAGUGUCAAUGCAUUGGAGGAGGCCAAGAGAACUCCCGGUGUUUAUUAUUUACGGCCACCUAUCGAUCCUUAUGCCACUUUAGAUUUUGGAAAGUUUGAUGAGAUUUACAAGGUUGGAUUAAAGUAUGCAGACGACUUGUUCGUUGAGUGGAAAAGCAACGGCAAAUUUCCAAGAAUCGCCGGAUUGGUUGAGAAAAAAAAGGAUGGAGAAGAAAAGAGAAUAUUUUAUCGAAGAAACUCUAUCUAG